AAUGGUAAAAAGGAAACAAUAAACUUAUAAACCCUCAUCGAAACGGCGCCGUAUUGAUCUUCUCCUUCCUCCUAAAAGACAAUACAACAGUUUAUAUGAGCUGGGAGUUUAAACGAAAGCUUGCCUGCCAUCUGAAUCAUCGCAUCAAUGCACAGAUUCUCUUUCUCUCUCUAUGACUAUAGAUGAUGUAACGCGCAUAAUAAGUGCGUCUGCGCGUGAAUUGUUGAUGUAUUCAGUGUUCACGGUCGGAGGAGGAGGCGGAGGAGGAAGAGGAAGAGGCGGAGGAGCUUUGAUCUAUGACGAAGAAAUCGCCGGCGAAGGCGGCGGCGACGGAAUUUUUACCGGUGCGGCAGGUGUUGUGGGUGUGGUGGAAAUUGGUGAUCACGUUGUCACUCGCUCUCUGUGUGUUAGCUUUCCUUAGGCUGCAGCGCUACUCCCCGUCCGAUUCCGAGCUCGCCUUUGCUUCCGGUAGAUCUCGAACUCCCGACGGGGAUUUACGCGGCAAUCCUAAGAUUGCUUUCCUCUUUCUAGCCAAGACGAAUUUGCCGCUUGAUUUUCUCUGGGGAAGUUUCUUCGAGAAUGCUGAUAUUGCUAACUUUUCAAUUUAUAUACAUACGGAGCCUGGAUUUGUGUUUGAUAAGUCUACUACAAGAUCGGCUUUCUUUUAUAAUCGGCAGUUGAAGAAUAGCAUUAAGGUAGCUUGGGGAGAAUCAAGCAUGAUAGAAGCGGAGAAGUUAUUAUUUGCGGCAGCUCUUGGUGAUCCGAGGAAUCAAAGAUUUGUUCUCUUAUCAGACAGCUGUGUCCCUUUACACAAGUUCAGCUAUAUAUACAAAUAUUUGGUGAAUUCUCCCAGGAGUUUUGUGGACAGUUUUAUUGAUAAGAAUGAUGGUCGCUACAACCCAUGGAUGACACCAUUUAUACCGAAGAGUAAAUGGCGGAAAGGAUCACAGUGGAUCACUUUAAUCCGAAAGCAUGCCAAAGUUGUUGCAGAUGAUGAAGCUAUAUUCCCAGUUUUCGAGAAGUUUUGUAAGAGACGCCCGCCAAUGGAGGCCAGUAAGGGGAAACUGAAUCUUAAACUUCAAAAGCAGCACAAUUGUAUCUCGGAUGAACACUACGUGCCGACGUUACUUGAAAUGCUUGGACUUGUAGGUGAACUUGAACGCAGAACGGUAACAUACACAGUUUGGAACUAUUCUGAAACCAAAACAGAAAAAAAUUGGCAUCCUGUAACGUUUUCCUAUAGAGAUGCAAGAUCUGAGAAUAUUAAAAAAAUUAAGGACAUCACCAACGUAUACUAUGACACCGAGUUCAGAACAGAGUGGUGCCGUAAUAACCAUACAUUUGUCCCUUGCUUUUUGUUCGGGAGAAAGUUUUCACCAGCUGCUGCGAUGCGCCUUUUGAGUGAUGAAGUAGUUAGCCAGUUUGAUCCCUCCACCAUAAUGCACUAAUAUCCGCCAGUGACUCCUCGCUACUAACACUCUCGAGACAUCUCCCGAAGCCUGCUUGCAAUGCUCUUCAGCGCUGCACGCCAAAUGGGCAACAUAGAUCAAAGGUAAUGUUUUGAUCGUGCACGACCCCGAGGUGUGAAUGCCCGUUCAACAUUCGAGUUAGAGGUAAUCGAACCGAUGUUUAAUGUUUAGCUUGACACAGUUUGAAUUAGUUGGUGUUAGGAAAUCGUAGAAUCGCGCAGCUUGUAUGUUCAAGCUGUGGCAAGCAUCUUUUACUCCAUAGGUUCUUUCUUGUGUAUUAGGAAGGAAUUGUAGUCUCUUGGAUAGUUUUAUACCCACAGAAAAUGAAACAAUGCAUUUUCAGUUUUUCUGAUC
This is a messenger RNA of Ipomoea nil (Japanese morning glory), 1823 nucleotides long. RefSeq lists its product as uncharacterized. The coding region runs from base 297 to 1448 and encodes 383 amino acids. Gene Ontology annotation, molecular function: glycosyltransferase activity. The record is from RefSeq and is a predicted model, not a curated record. Lineage: Eukaryota; Viridiplantae; Streptophyta; Magnoliopsida; Solanales; Convolvulaceae. The transcript is spliced from 10 exons. Gene Ontology annotation, cellular component: membrane.